GAUCAUACAUCAUCAUCAUUGUCUGAGCGCGCUUUCUCUGAUUGGAGGUUUGAGAUGAUCCGUUGUUUCUCCAUCUAGGAGAUGUUAAUCAACUAAUAAUAUAUUAUAUAUCCUCAAUGUUCUCUUCGAUACGCAUUCAUUCACGCAAUGUUACGUUGUGUCUGAGAAAAUAUCACGCCUCUUCGAGGUGAGUUGGGUGUUCGUAUGGAAUUUCUUUUCUUGAUCGUAUGGAAUAUCAUUUUUGGUACUUGGUUACCAAAAAAAGGAAAAAGAUCAGAUAUGUACUUGUUGCUCUCUCUUCUAUUCUGUUUUUCUGGAGCAUCUGUUUUAGUUUUGAAUUCUAGGGUUCGUACCCAGAUUUAUCAUUUAUGUAUUUAUGUGGCAAUACCAUGGAGGCUUGUUGAUGUUUUGUUAUGAGUAUGACCCACAAUCUUUUACUUGUUUGGUCCUUUCAAUCCGAAGAACUGGAUGAGUUCUGUAAAUUCUAUUUGUCGUUGUUAGUCGCGGUGCUCGAAUUUAAACAUUGAAUCAUCCCCGCUUUUCCCAGUUUAGUUUGUUUGUCAGUUCUGCUAAAGAAAAUGUUUUGACCCAUUCGGCCCUUUAAGCUCUCUCUCUAUUUAACCUGGCUAGCAAGCCAUGACUGAAUCUUCAUUUUCAUUAAGCUUUGAUAUGAUACCAACUGAAUUCACGUCAAAUAUGUUGCUAUGCCUCUUAGUAAGUGGUUUAACACAGCACACCGGAGACAUGGGAUUUAUAGUGGCAUUGAGCAAUGAUUAGAGCGGACUGAAAAAGAAGAAUCAAGACUUGAUUUAGUCAAUGUCUGGGUUGCUGGAUUUGAUUGCUGAGUGCUUUGAAAAGAUGGAUCCGAAUUUGAUAUAGUGAGUUUUUUGGUGUUUUAUUUCCUGUGCCUAGUUGGGAUUAAGGAUCUGUUGAAUUGAGAUCUGGUUGAAUUUGAUUACACAGAUAUGGCUCUUCAGGGUAGCUCACAGUCUGAAUCUGGGCGACACGAACAGAUUAUUUCCCAAUUUCUAUUAAAGAGCUUACACAUUAUUUUGGAUUCAAGAAUUCCAUCUCUGAGUCGACAUGAUCUUAGCGGUGAGCUGACACCAGUUUCUCGGGUGAGAAAGAGCGACAAAUGGUUCAACUUAGUCCUAGGAGAGCGCCCUGCAUCUUUGGAGGAUUUGAACUUUUGGCACAGAAAUGUUAUGGAUCCAAUGAUAAUUGAUGUGAUACUUGUCCAUGAAGGACCUAGUUCAUCUGCAACUGAUGAUUUAUAUACGACUUCAGGAGUGGGAGUGCCUGUUGAGACAGUUAUAGAGAGGUGGGUUGUGCAAUAUGAGCCUUCAGGGACAGUGCCUCCUCAACAGGUAGAGGCUCCUGCCUCUUACAAGAAGAUGUAUCAGAAAGCGAUUGUCCUUCUGCGUUCCCUUUAUUCAAUAAUGAGGCUUCUGCCUGCUUAUCGGAUAUUUAAGCAGCUAAGUUCAUUGAAUCAGACGUACAACUUUGAUCUCAUUUACAAGGUUUCGUCAUUUGGUGAGCUGCUUUCAAGGGCAGAAGAGAAAGUCAUGAAACAAUACAGUUUUGCCCCUGUAGAGGCCCCUUCAGGUCGCCUUUCUAUAUCUUUGACAUAUCAACCAACUUUAUCUGGUUUUAACCUUGCACCUUCAACUCCAGUGCCACCAAAUAUAAUUACUGACUAUGUUGGAAGCCCUGCUGCUGACCCUCUGAAGGUCUUCCCUUGUACAGACAAGGGUAUACCGGCAACAUCAUUUUCAUUCAGAAGGAUACAUUCACCAACAUCUGUGCCAUUUCAACGUCCACAUAGCUGGAGCAGUGGUAUCCACAGAGUAGCUCCUUUUAAACAAAAUCAUCCCCUUUGUGGUUCACCCCCUGCUCAUCAUACUCCUCCUGUCCCUUGUCAUUCAUCUUCUCCCCCUGAUAUAUAUGGUUAUAGAAUUCAAGGUUAUAGGCCGCCUUCUCAUAAGAAGGGUAUUAGUUUUGAUGAACACCAGCUUUCUCCUCCUUUCCUACCAUCACCAUCCCCAUCACCCCCAACAUACUUCUCUAGUGGUAACCCUUUCCGGACUGCUCAAGGCACAGAAACUGCUCCUGUUAGUAUUCCACUGCCCAAUAUGGGCAGGAAUAGUCGAUAUACUAUUCCUAAUUCCUCUGAUCCAAAUAGACAUUCUCUUCCACCCAUGUCCCCUAGAAGCACAAGGCUUGAUCUUUCAUCUCAGGAGUCUCCAUCAUCAGGGAGCAGGUCUUUUCGAAAGACAGAUGCAUUAAGAUCUGGAGAGCUUUCUGGGUUUGCGCAACUUUAUUCGGGGCAGAAGAUCUUCAAGGACAGCAAAGAUGAUUCGGGGCGGUUCUCAGGAAUUGUUUCUUCCAGUGGUUCACCACGGGUUGGAUUUUCAAGGAGUUCAAGCAGGCUAUCCUUCCAGGAUGAUUUAGAUGAUUGUGACUUCUCAUAUCCCUUUGUUGUAGAUGAUGUUGACACAUCAGAUUCUCAAACAAGGACUCCUGAAGGGAAAGAAGCUUCAGAAUCUACUUCCCAAGCAUUUCCCUCGGCUAGAAAAUCUCAAGAUGCCGCUGUUGGGGUCCUUGUCCACAUGUUAAGAACUGCACCCCCACUGCGACAAGACUACAGUUGUUACUCAUCCCAGACUUCCAAGAGUGAAUUCGAGGGAGAGGUUGGUUCUGGAUCUGGAUUCUGUGUGCCUCGAAAGACAACAGAUGCACUGGAGGAGCUUAAGAGUUACAGAGAAAUGAAAGACUUGUUACUCUCUCAGAGUGGAACUCGGGUUAUAAAGAAGGAAGAAGCUAAACCAACUGCCUUUGUGGGGUAAAUAUCCGAUUCAUGAUAAAUGAUGUGCUCCUAACUGGGGAAGAGACUGAAGGGCUUAAUUCUUGACAUUUAUUUAGCACAACACUUUGCCAUGUCAUAGGAGUGUUAGAGCACAAAGCUUUGUAUAUACAUGACUGAAAGUUAACUGUAUCACAUUAUAGUGAAAUUGGGAGUUAAAUGAAAAUGUUUGGCUAAUUUUGUA
Nelumbo nucifera (sacred lotus) is the source of this 3047-nucleotide messenger RNA. RefSeq names its product Autophagy-related protein 13 (gene ATG13). The record is from RefSeq and is a predicted model, not a curated record. Gene Ontology annotation, biological process: mitophagy; protein localization to phagophore assembly site; piecemeal microautophagy of the nucleus. Gene Ontology annotation, cellular component: cytosol; phagophore assembly site; Atg1/ULK1 kinase complex. NCBI's taxonomy places the organism in Eukaryota, Viridiplantae, Streptophyta, Magnoliopsida, Proteales, Nelumbonaceae.